AUGAGUGAAGAACGGUGGGUCUCCCUCACUCCAGAAGAAUUUGGCCAACUCCAGAAAUAUGCAGAAUAUUCUUCCAAGAAGAUAAAUGAUGUCUUGGCUGAAUUUAAUGAGGGUGGGAGCCUCAAACAAUAUGACCCACAUGAGCCUAUUAGCUACGACGUCUUCAAGCUGUUCAUGAGGGCGUACCUGGAGGUGGACCUUCCACAGCCACUGAGCACACACCUCUUCCUGGCCUUCAGCCAGAAGCCCAGACAGGAGACCCCAGACCACCCAAAGGAGGGGGCCAGCAACAGCGAAGCCAGUGGUCCAGAUUCCAACAUACAGAAUGCAGAUAAUGCUGCCAAAGCAGACGAGGCUUGUGCCCCUGAUAUGGAAUCAAAGAUCACUGAGAAGCAAGUGCCAACUAAAGACCAAGUAUCUGCGACCCCCCUGGGAAACCAUGCUGCUCAGUCUUCAGGCUCAGAAUCCCCCAUAGUGUACCUGAAGGAUGUCAUGUGUUACCUGUCCUUGCUGGAAACGGGGAGACCUCAGGAUAAGCUAGAGUUCAUGUUUCGUCUCUAUGAUUCGGAUGAGAAUGGUCUCCUGGACCAAGCGGAGAUGGAUCGUAUUGUCAACCAGAUGCUACACAUUGCCCAGUAUCUCGAGUGGGAUCCCACGGAGCUAAGGCCUAUAUUGAAGGAGAUGUUACAAGGGAUGGACCACGACCGGGAUGGCUUGGUGUCUCUCCAGGAGUGGGUCCACGGAGGGAUGACCACCAUCCCAUUGCUGGUCCUCCUGGGCAUGGACGACGCUGGCUCCAAGGGGGACGGGAGACACGCCUGGACCAUGAAGCAUUUCAAGAAACCAACCUACUGCAACUUCUGCCAUGUCAUGCUGAUGGGCGUUCGGAAGCAAGGCCUGUGCUGCAUUUACUGUAAAUACACUGUCCAUGAACGCUGUGUAUCCAAAAACAUUCCUGGGUGUAUCAAAACGAACUCAAAAACCAAAAGGGGCGGCGAGGUGAUGCAGCUCGCGUGGGUGGAAGGGAACUCCUCUGUCAAGUGUGACCGGUGCCACAAAAGUAUCAAGUGCUACCAGAGUGUCACCGCGCGGCACUGCCUGUGGUGCCAGAUGACGUUUCACCGCAAGUGUGAAUUGUCAACUUUGUGUGAUGGUGGGGAGCUCAGAGACCAUAUUUUGCUGCCCACGUCAAUAUGCCCCAUCACCCAGGACAGGCAAGAUGGGAAGUCUGAUGGUAGCAUGUCAGCCAAGGAUGAACUUGUAACGCAGUAUAAGAUCAUCCCCACCCCGGGUACCCACCCCCUGCUGGUUUUGGUGAACCCCAAGAGUGGAGGGAGACAAGGAGAAAGAAUUCUUCGGAAAUUCCACUAUCUGCUCAACCCCAAACAAGUUUUCAACCUGGACAAUGGGGGGCCUACUCCAGGACUUAACUUUUUCCGUGAUACUCCAGACUUCCGUGUUUUGGCCUGCGGAGGAGAUGGGACAGUUGGCUGGAUUUUGGAUUGCAUUGAUAAGGCCAACUUCGCAAAGCAUCCACCCGUGGCUGUCCUGCCUCUUGGAACGGGAAAUGACCUGGCCCGCUGUCUCCGCUGGGGAGGGGGUUAUGAAGGCGGCAGCCUGACAAAAAUCCUGAAGGACAUUGAGCAGAGCCCCUUGGUGAUGCUGGACCGCUGGCAUCUGGAAGUCAUCCCCAGAGAGGAGGUGGAGAAUGGGGACCAGGUCCCGUACAACAUCAUGAACAACUACUUCUCCAUCGGCGUGGAUGCUUCCAUCGCACACAGGUUCCACGUGAUGAGAGAGAAACACCCCGAAAAAUUCAACAGCAGGAUGAAGAACAAGCUGUGGUACUUUGAAUUCGGCACCUCGGAGACCUUCGCAGCCACCUGCAAGAAACUCCACGACCACAUAGAGUUGGAGUGUGACGGAGUUGGGGUGGACCUGAGCAGCAUCUUCCUUGAAGGCAUUGCUAUUCUCAACAUUCCCAGCAUGUACGGUGGCACCAAUCUCUGGGGAGAAACCAAGAAGAACCGGGCUGUGAUCCGGGAAAGCAGGAAGGUCGUCACUGACCCCAAGGAACUGAAAUUCUGCGUUCAAGACCUCAGUGACCAGCUUCUUGAAGUGGUGGGGCUAGAGGGAGCCAUGGAAAUGGGGCAGAUCUACACUGGCCUGAAGAGUGCAGGCAGGAGGCUGGCCCAGUGCUCCUCUGUCUCCAUCAGGACGAACAAGCUGCUGCCAAUGCAAGUGGACGGAGAGCCCUGGAUGCAGCCACCUUGCACGAUUAAAAUUACUCACAAGAACCAAGCGCCUAUGAUGAUGGGGCCCCCCCAGAAGAGCAGCUUCUUUUCUCUGAGGAGGAAGAGCCGUUCAAAAGACUAGACACUAUGCCCAAUGCCAGUUCAACCAAGAGAGAAGACAAGAAACUGAAGCACACACACACACAUACACACCACACACACACACACACACACACACACACACACACACACACACUCUUCUCCAACCAGUGGAAGCCAAGCCACCCUUCAGGAAGAAGGCUUCACCCUGACAUCCAUUCUAUUUCAACCAUGGACACACUCCAACAGAACCAGUGCCAGCAGGACAUUGUGAAUGGACUUAGGGCCCUCCAGGGUGCAGCUGGCUCAUGCAGCAACCUCCACUUUCCCAGAAGACCUUGAGCGGGACUUUCUGAGACUGAAGGAGAAACCCCCCCUUUCUUUCCACCAGCCCUGCAAGUUUCUUCGCCGCUCGCAAGGAGCAAGCUGCAGGUUUCCUGUCUAACGGGAGAUCGGAUGUGGCCAAGGGAAAGAGCCUGCGUUCCAGGGGACGCUCACAAAGGUCCCUCUGUGAGGAGACAAAAACACCUCCGACUCUCAGAUCGCAGCCCUUGGCAGGACUCAGCAUACGCACGCUGGUUUCUCGGUUGUCCUUCGAGUGACAGCUUCUCCCGGAACUUGCUGAGGAGGCAGAAAUGCUGUGGAAAGCUGUGUUUCCCUUCUUGGUUCUGCGCACUCUCAGUGGGCACUGGUGAUUUUCCUGAAGCCUUCUGGUGGCUGUGUGUUUGUUUAGAGCCGGCUCCAAGAGCCCCCAGAGCUGCCUACAUAGCACACCUUAGAUGUGGUAUUUAUUUUCUUAGUUCUGUGAACACCUGGGAGGGAAAGCAGAGAAACUGAGAUUUAUUUUUCAAAUUGGUGUCAUAAUAUUGUGUAAAAAGGGAAGAAAAAAAAAAAAAAAAACCACCCCCAGCUUCUUUCUUUUUCAAGCCACAGCGUGUUUCCUGUUUGAGUUCCAAGCCCUGGUGGCAGACUAUUCCUGAAGGCAAAGAAGAUGGGAGGGAAGGGCCUUUUGCUGAGACCAGGAGACAAGGCGUCAGGCAGUUCCCUCCUGCCUCUGCAACGACCACUCCCCGAGCACGACCUGGAGGCCCUACUGAAGGUCUUAGGUGUGUGUACAUAUAUGUAGCAUAUAUAUAUUUAUAUAUACAAAUAUUUAUUUACUGGUGGAUUUUUCUGGAUUGAAAAAAAUAUGCAGUACAAGAACAGAAAGUGGGAAAGAAAAAGAAGGCUCUGACUCCCUGUUUCUGCCAUUUCAUUGUCAAGGCACAUUGCCCCGUGGUGAUCAUGAGAUUUAAGGGAAAUUAAAGUAUCUCCUUAUCAUAAAGAGACUGAGAAUUUCUAUUCUAUAUCCUCAAAACAACAUGAAAGCUAUGCUGGGCAGGAUUUACUCUCCCAUUUGUCAGAUAAGGAAACUGAGUCUCGGAAAAGUUAAGAGACUUGUCCAUGGUAUCUUGGCUAAUGUGGUUUGGGACUAGGUACCACUAAGAAGAUAUGUAAUAGAGAAAAGAACCUACACAUCUUGGAAAAGGGUCAUUUCUGGUCACUGAGAAACGAUUCCAUUUGGAUCCAGGUUGCCAGGGAGGAAUGAACGUGUGGCACAUGUGUGGACGGGACAAGCCCACAUGAGAGAAUGAGGCCUCCCAAUACUUCCCAGAGACUCUCUCUGGUCUGCCCUGGUGAGAAGUUGGUCCAGGGUUGAAGGCAGUGGACAGAUCUUCAAAUUAAACUCUCCACAUGUCAUCUCAUCAUGGUCGUCAUAGUCUCUUAACCUAGAAACACCUCUGGCUGCCCGGAUGACCUCAGUGGAGAGGCACAAGGAGGACAGAGGCACCUCAGCAAGGAGCUGCCAGCCAGUGCCCAGAGGGGCCUCAGCAGAGUUCACUGGGCUUCAUUCAGCUGGCAACAGCAUCACCGCCUUCCCCGAGGGCAAGUCUGUGGAGAGCUUUGUUGGUAGAAAGAAACAUUCACCUCGGCACCUUUGGUCCUUCAGCCUCCAUCACCUCUGAGAUUUCUGAAAAGGAAACCUGGACCCACUCGACGUCACUCCACUGAGCUCCCUCUAAUCUCCUAACACUGGGUCGGGAACUUUGCACAAGGAAGGGAAAAUUAAGAUUGUGUGUACAAACUGAUCCUAACUCUGAAAGAAGCAGUCAUCUAGGACCGUCUAAGACAGAGAUCUAGAGCCAUCCUGUUCAACCUAACAGUUCAGAACACUGGGCAGGGGGAAAGCAGGCCACCUGAAGAAUGUCCUGAAUGAUGGGCUCCUUGGGGAUGGGACUAACAAGCUCAGAAUGACAACAGGUACUAUCUUGGAAGCCACUUGAUUCUGAAAUGAAGGCAGGUUCAAUUUGGGGGUCACUGAUUCUAAGACAUUUGCAGAAAUUCUUGCAUGUGUUUCAGCCUCAACCCCCCAAGAUUGAGGCUGUUGAGACAUGGUACUAUCAACAGGUGAAAGUGAUUCUUAGAGACUCACAAGUCAGAGACUGGCCCCUGCCUGCCCACUGUGGUGCACAGGACUGGCAGUGUUGCUUGAGAGACAUGUCCCAUGUCCUCCUUAAAGCCACAAAGUAUAGCAAACAUCGGUGGAAUUGUACUUUCAAUUUUGUAACCUCAGUAAGUCUGGUGGUGUUGUUUAAUCUGACUUUGCAACUCAUCCCUUAACUACUGGGACUGUGGUUUCUCACGGUGGAGUACCUCAUCAUAAUGCUCCUCACAGCAACCCCUGACGUUGACAGAGAAGAUAUUAUUAGCCCCAUCUAAAUAAUGAGGAAAACAAGGCUUACUAUAAUUUAGUGACUUCUCAAAGUUAGGCAGUCAGGGGAGAAUCCUCCCUUAUUCCUCAUCCCAUUCUGAUUCUGGCCAUGCCCCAGACAUGUUCUCACCUGCCCCCACAGUUCUACCCCUCUAGCAGUAAAAAGAAUGAAACAGGAAGUCUUCAAUACAUUAUGUUGUCCCUGGACUAAUGGGCUAGGCGUUGCAUCUCAUUAUGACUUGGUCUUUGUAGGUUUCCUCCAGUGAGUUGAGAAUGGAGACAGACUUAGUAGAAUGAUUAUAUUUCAGGUCAGAGACCAGCUCCUCUCAAGAGAGUUCUUUCCACAGAUGGAAAAGAUAUGUUAAAAUUGCCAAAUAAAUUAGGAAAUACUUGGCAGAAUCUGGAAGAACCUCCAGACUGGCGUUACAUAACAUGCAUAUACAUUAUACAUAUGGACAUUAUAUAAGGUGACAUAGUACUUAAUGUGCUGUAUAUAUUAUGUAAAUUACAUAUUUGUGAGUAAUCAUGAUAAAUAUAGAGACCCACUAAUCACUUUUUUACACAUACCCAGUGACAGAUUAGGAAGUUACUUUGCCAGAGAGUCUUAAAACUUACUCUCUCCUGCUGCUUUGGUUCCAACUCCUGCCAAAAAUAAUUGCAUCAACUUUUCCCAUCUCUAGCCCCCUCUCCUCUUAGCCAAAACCCUCAGUCCUAGCUAGGCUGUACCUUCCGUGGAACACUACCAUGAUUGAGAUCCAUAAAAAUAGAUUCUGGGGAUGGGAAGGAUCUAGACUCCCAGAUUCCCUGUGUCACCGACCUACACCCCAAGGCUCCCAGGCAGAUGGAUGUCUAAUGCUGAUAUUAAAGGGAGAGAGAAGGGGAGAGAGGAAGAGUCUACCAACCCUCCAAGGAAGGAAACUUCAGUGUUCCUUGGCCACCAGUCCCAGGAUCUGACCAUAAUCAAUCAGGAAGUUAUUUCAAAAGUCUAGUUUAAGUUUCUGCAGCAUAUCUGAAACCAUAAUUUCCUAAAAUGUGUUUCACACAAUACUAGUAUCCAUAAAUUGCUCCAUGAACAAAAGAGUUCUGUGGUCAAGUACUAGAUCCCCUUCUAGAAGAAAUGGUGGGCUUUGAUUUGUCUCUUGACGUCCACAGAUUAGAAACACUGCCUUAAGCCCACCAUUUCUUCUUUUUGUUCUCCGUGGAGAUGGGAACAUGGAAGUAACCAUCCUCUGCAAUAAUAUUCCAUAAAGUACUUUUCUAGGACAAGGAACUUCUCUUCUUAAGACACUCUUUCUAGUUUCUUCUGUGAUUGUUUAACUACUUUUAUUGUUCCCCUCUACGUGUCUUCAAGCAAGAAUCAAGGAUCUGGCCUCUUUGCUUCCUGAGUAGAGAAGGGAUUGGGGGAAAAUUAAGGGGAAAACAGGAUAGCUGCCAGGGGUCAGAUUUCAUCUGUGUAGACCUAGAGGACAGAACCAGGUCUAAAGAACACAGUUGUGGAAAGGAUCGAUGUUUAUUCAAUUUAAUGACCGCUCUUGGAGCUAGCUGGCCGAAUAUGGAAAGAGCUGACUUGUGAGGGAAUGAACAGCCACCUGCUCUUAUAGGAAGAGCCUUGACCUAGUUGAGGAGGAACAAGCGGUGAUUGAUCUACCUUGUUUAAAAGCUGUUGAAACUAUUUUUGUAGGCAUCAGUGUUAAAUCAAUAGGUCUAGUACUUCCUUUUGAGCAGCAAACCUCA
This is a messenger RNA of Balaenoptera ricei (Rice's whale), 6819 nucleotides long. RefSeq names its product diacylglycerol kinase gamma (gene DGKG). Gene Ontology annotation, biological process: intracellular signal transduction; diacylglycerol metabolic process; lipid phosphorylation. The transcript has 24 exons. The record is from RefSeq and is a predicted model, not a curated record. Gene Ontology annotation, cellular component: plasma membrane. Gene Ontology annotation, molecular function: ATP-dependent diacylglycerol kinase activity; calcium ion binding. NCBI's taxonomy places the organism in Eukaryota, Metazoa, Chordata, Mammalia, Artiodactyla, Balaenopteridae. Bases 1 to 2376 code for a protein of 791 amino acids.